ACAUAUCGGUCCGCUCGCUCAGGCAUCAUCGCUGCUGCUGAGAGAAGUGAGGCAAAUAACGGGAACUUCAGUCGUUUCAAAACGUUAUGGGAUUAUUAUGUCCAGAGCCGUUGUUUCUCAUAUCAUCAUGGUGUGUAGAACAAAAAAGAUGUUUUGAAGUCUUCGGAAACAUCUUGGACCAUCGCUGCAGACAGAGUGAGGACCCGAGCUCACUGAUGUGAGGUGUAGAUCUUCUCCGAGUGUGCUCAGUCCACUCUUGAGCCUCAGGAUGAGUGGGUCAGGGGAGCAGACUGAUAUCUUGGCUGUCGGGAGCAUGGUCCGGGAGCGAUGGAGAGUGUUGAAGAAAAUUGGCGGGGGUGGUUUUGGUGAGAUUUAUGAAGUCUUGGACCAGGUGACCCAAGUCAAUGUGGCUCUGAAAGUGGAGUCUGCCCAGCAACCCAAACAGGUCCUGAAGAUGGAAGUAGCAGUUUUGAAAAGACUUCAGGGUAAAGACCAUGUUUGUCGUUUUGUUGGCUGUGGGCGCAAUGACCGCUUCAACUAUGUGGUUAUGGAGCUUCAGGGAAGGAACUUGGCAGACCUUCGACGCAACAUGAGCCGUGGCACCUUCAGCUUCUCCACCACACUCAGGCUGGGCCGACAAAUCUUAGAGGCCAUCGAGAGCAUCCACUCUGUGGGCUUCCUGCACAGAGACAUCAAACCCUCUAACUUCGCAAUGGGUCGACUUGCCAGUACGUGCCGAACCUGUUAUAUGCUUGAUUUUGGGUUGGCACGCCAAUUUACAAACUCAUGUCAAGAAGUCCGUCCACCACGUCCAGUGGCAGGAUUCAGAGGAACCGUCCGUUAUGCUUCAGUUAAUGCUCACAAGAAUAGGGAAAUGGGUCGACAUGAUGACCUGUGGUCUUUAUUUUACAUGCUUGUGGAGUUCAUGGUGGGUCAGCUACCCUGGAGAAAAAUCAAAGACAAAGAACAGGUCGGAAAUAUGAAGGAGACAUACAACCAUCGCCUCAUGCUGAAACACCUCCCAGAUGAGUUUAGUGUUUUUCUCGACCAUAUCUCCAACCUGGACUACUACACUAAACCGGAUUAUCAGCUACUGAUGUCAGUCUUUGACAACAGCAUGAAGAGCUAUAAUGUGGUGGAAAACGACCUGUAUGACUGGGAAAGAACAGAUUCAGAGGACACACUUAAUGUUGGAACCCUGGCAACCACAGCCCAGCAGUUGACCCGCCUCACACCUGCAUAUUUGGGCAUGGCCAAUGCCUCCGUGAUUCCGGGCGAUCUGCAGCGUGAGAACACAGAGGACGUCCUUCAGGGUGAGCGCCUCAGCGAGGCUGAUAAUUGCGCACCCAUCCCAAUGCAGCCUGCACAGGGAGCAGAUAUCUGGGAGGAUAUGGAGCACAGCCAUGACCGAAACCUCAACCAUGUUCAACCACUAAUCAGAAAGGUGGCUAGUGAGGAGGAGCGAAGCAAAGAGGGCAACCAGAGCCCCAACAGUGGUUCCAUCCAGGGCUCUCCCAGACGUGUGCGCUCAGAGACCUUGCUCAUCGACCGUGUGGCUCCUCUACUGAGAAGGAUGCGCCAUAGUCAGAGCAUGGGGUUAGACAAAAGACUGACCCCUGAACCCAAACCCACAAUUGAACGCUUCCUUGAGGCCUAUUUAGGGAAGCAACGUCCAGGUCUGGCCCAAGACAGGUCCAUCUGUCGGGUCGAGCAGGGCUCGUUGGAGGACGAGGAGGGUGCGGCCAGCAGCGGUUAUGUUGCCGUCAAUCUCAGCCCCGUCCCACAAGACUCACAGGAGUGGGUUCUAGUGGAGCUUGAGGGUGGUUGCGGUUCAGCAGAAUUCCACACAGCCGUCUGCCACACUGGACCUCCAUUCGCCAGACUACCGGGUUUGCCUGGCAUAAUAGGCUUGUCUGGAUUAAGAAGACUGCCCACAGUACAGCCUGUGUCAGUGGUCCUCAGCAGGACUCAUCUUGAGCAGUCAUCCAAUUCAGUGCUACAGCCCGUUCAGCCUCAGCAGAAGACAGGAGACGACUCUCAGCCUGACCACGUGCCAGCUAUUUCACCCUCUAAAAGCCCUAACAAGCCAGAUGAAAACAUUAUCUCUGUCAAGGCCUCUGACAAGGAUGUGGAGAGUGACUCUGGCUGUCCUGACGGUGGGCCUUCUUCAACUCCCAACCAGGGUGAGAUGACUGGACACAGUGUUGAUGCAGCUCCAGCAUCACCUCGUGAACUCUCACCCCGAGCCAGCCGCAUCCCCGUCCGUGACCCAGACUCUCCAAACCGUAGGGGGUUUCCGGCUCCACUUUCUCCAUCUCUGUCGCUAUCAUGUGAGCACUUCCCCUCAGCGCUGCUGCGUGACAGGUUCACCUUCCCCACCGGUUCUCGAGGGUCAGACUGGCAGGCGGAGGAGCCACUCUCUCUAUCUUCCUCCUCAGGACCUGUGUCGAGCAAGAGUAAAAUACCAAGACCCAUAAGCCCCACACUAGUGCCGGAUCAGCUGUCUGCACGAUUUAUUCCACGACCACCACCAGGCAAACCACCCAUUCGCACAGGUGGCGAGAACAGACGCAGACGCUACCGCAUUCGUGCUAGCAGCACAGGUGACACGGACCUCUUGGACAACCUCUCUCAGCUCAUGCAGGAGCGAGGUGCACUGGCUGUCAGCACCUCACGUUACCAACGCACCACCACCUCCUCUCUGCAGCGCUCGUUGAGCUCCUCACCUUCUCGUUUUGAGGGGGGUCACAGCCAGUCACCAAGUAGCUGCUCUGCCUCCCCGCCUCCUCGAAUCAGUGACUUGACAGUAAAUCACGGGUCAGGGUUCUGCCCCAGAGUCAGAGCAGGAAGUCCUGAGAGCAAAACCACCACCAAAAUGAGCAAAUAAAGAGAAAGCAUGUAACUGUUGGUGUGAGCUGUCAGUAAUUUGACCGGUUUCAAAAGUAGCUUUUACCGUUUGAUGAACUGUAGCGUUUUUACAAGUGGUGUUUUGAUAAGUAGAGCGAUAAAGGACCAGGUGUUUGCCGGUUGGUUGUGAUUACUUGAAAGCAUCAUGUUUUGGACAUGGUUUGGACAUUAGAAAAACAUGAAAUAUUAACAUGCUAAAUGUUCCAGUGACGCUGUGUAACUUUCUUCUAAACAAAUUGCCCAUUGCAUAUCAUUGUAAUCAUUUCUUUUUUUUUUUUUAACACUAUAUAAUUU
Messenger RNA from Sinocyclocheilus anshuiensis, 3201 nucleotides. Its product is annotated as tau-tubulin kinase 2-like. Gene Ontology annotation, biological process: protein phosphorylation. The transcript is spliced from 16 exons. Lineage: Eukaryota; Metazoa; Chordata; Actinopteri; Cypriniformes; Cyprinidae. The record is from RefSeq and is a predicted model, not a curated record. Gene Ontology annotation, molecular function: protein kinase activity; ATP binding. Bases 269 to 2887 code for a protein of 872 amino acids.